Molecule: messenger RNA, 2706 nt
Organism: Quercus robur (English oak)
Lineage: Eukaryota; Viridiplantae; Streptophyta; Magnoliopsida; Fagales; Fagaceae
Product: protein TRANSPORT INHIBITOR RESPONSE 1-like
Exons: 3
Coding region: 190-2028 (612 amino acids)
Biological process (GO): SCF-dependent proteasomal ubiquitin-dependent protein catabolic process
Cellular component (GO): SCF ubiquitin ligase complex
Molecular function (GO): protein binding
Source: RefSeq, a predicted model, not a curated record
AACACAACACAACACAACACAAACAAAUAAUCCUUAUCCUCUUCUCUCUCUCUCUCUCUCUCUCUCUCUCUCAUAUAUUGUGAAAUGCACUCUCAGAUCUAACAGUAUAGCUUUGCCUCACUUUGUGUGUGUGUCACUUUGGAAACUCUCUCUCUCUGAGCUUUGAAAACCAAAAAAAAAAAAAAAAAAAUGUGUUUGUGUUUGUGUUGUGUUGUGUUUAUUUUUUUAAUUUUAAUUUUUUACAUGAAGAUGAUGAUGGGUAGUUCGUUCCCUGAAGAAGUGUUGGAACACGUGUUCUCAUUCAUAGAGAGAGACAGAGACAGGAACGCGAUCUCGACCGUGUGUCAAUCGUGGUACGAGAUCGAACGUUGGAGCCGGAGGAGAGUGUUCGUGGGCAACUGCUACGCUGUCAGCCCCGUGAUCUUGAUCAAACGGUUCCCGGACGUGAGGUGUUUGGAGCUCAAAGGUAAGCCACACUUCGCUGAUUUCAACCUCGUACCCGAAGGUUGGGGCGCCUACGUGGACCCGUGGAUCGAGGCGGCUUCCAAGGCUUAUCCUGGGCUCGAAGAGAUUCGGUUGAAGCGCAUGGUCAUCUCGGACGACACCUUGAAACUCAUUUCUAAGUCGUUCAAGAACUUUAAGGUUCUUGUGCUUUCUUCUUGUGAAGGUUUUUCGACUAAAGGACUUGCUGCCAUUGCUGCUGAUUGCAGGAAUUUGAGAGAGCUGGACUUGAGGGAGAGUGAAGUGGAGGACUUGAAUCAGUCUAGUGGACAUUGGCUCAGCCGUUUUCCUGAUAACUACACCUCACUGGUGUCCCUUAACAUUGCCUGUUUGAACUCUGAGGUGAGCUUCACAGCCUUGGAAUGCCUGGUGGGUAGGUGCCCCAACCUGAGGACUCUUCGGCUCAAUCGUGCCGUGCCCUUUGACAGGCUUGCAAUCCUACUUCGUCGGGCACCUCAGUUGGUUGAGUUAGGCACUGGGGAAGCGUCUGACUUGCGACCAGAUGUUUUCUCACCACCGGAUGUUUUCUCGAACCUAUUGGGGGCAUUCUCUGGGUGCAAAGAACUUAAGAGCCUGUCUGGUUUUUGGGAUGUAGCCCCGGGUUAUCUUCCAGUUGUUUAUCCUAUCUGUCCUAGGUUAACGUCGUUGAACUUGAGCUAUGCAGCCACUAUCCAAAGUUCUGAUCUUAUCAAGCUAGCUAGCCAAUGUCAGAAUUUGCAGAAAUUAUGGGUGCUGGAUUACAUUGAAGACUUGGGCCUAGAAGAACUUGCAGCAUCUUGCAAGGAUCUGCGAGAAUUGAGGGUAUUUCCGUCAGAGCCAUUUGGUGCAGAACCAAAUGUAUUGUUGACAGAACAGGGACUUGUCUCUGUUUCUGAAGGCUGCCCAAAGCUGCAUUCAGUUCUGUACUUCUGCCGUCAAAUGUCUAAUGAGGCCUUAAGGACCAUUGCCAGGAAUCGACCUAACAUGACAAGGUUUCGUCUUUGUAUUAUUGAGCCACGGACUCCUGAUUACCUUACCCUUGAACCACUUGAUGUGGGAUUUGGAGCCAUUGUUGAGCACUGCAAGGAUCUAAGGCGGCUUUCCCUUUCUGGUCUUCUUACUGAUCGAGUGUUUAAGUACAUUGGGACUUAUGGCAAAAAAUUAGAGAUGCUGUCUGUGGCUUUUGCUGGAGAUAGUGAUCUGGGGCUCCAUCAUGUACUCUCUGGUUGUGAAAACCUUAGAAAACUUGAGAUUAGGGACUGCCCCUUUGGUGACAAGGCUCUUUUGGCCAAUGCUGCAAAGCUGGAGACAAUGCGAUCCCUUUGGAUGUCUUCUUGCUCUGUGAGUUUCGGAGCAUGUAAGCUGCUAGGUCAGAAGAUGCCGAUGCUUAAUGUUGAGGUUAUUGACGAGAGGGGCCCCCCAGAUUCAAGACCAGAAAGCUGUCCAGUUGAGAAGCUCUACAUAUAUAGGACUGUCUCUGGACCAAGGUUUGACAUGCCUGGUUUUGUUUGGACAAAGGAUAAAGAUUCUGCAUUGGGGCUUUCCUGACUGCUAUCCCCAUGUGUUAUGCCCCUUAAAUCAAACCCCAGGUGUGUGCAUGGGUAUAGCAGGUAUAUGGUCUAUAUGGUACAUUGGUACUAAAUUUUUUUUUGGUUUCUCACAUUGUUUUCUUAAGGCUUUCAACCAAAGACUAAUCAUUGUUCGUGCUGGGUGGGUCCACGUAGGGGUAAAGCACUGGCCCGGGAAAUUCUUUUCAAAGGGCAGGUAGCAGGACUCGAACUAGGGAGCACACCUAGUCGAGCCCAGUACAAGCACUUUGAGACCAAGAGCCCAACCAACUCGGCCAACCCCUUGGGUUGGUACUAAAUUUUUUCGCAUUUACUUUUAUGUAGUUUAAUAUAAUUGCAGCCCUGAUUGGAGUGGGAGCAAGGUUGGGAAGGGUAUACAGUGGAUCAAGAGCUCGAUUGCCACUCAUUUUACACUUGGCUGAGCUAUGGGAUACCAAUUAGUGAUUAAUAAGAGGAGUUAAAACUCUUGUUGUUGUAUGUGUAUCAAAAAGAGUUGUAAUUUUAUUCGGCAGGAAGCAUGUAUACUAUUUGCAGACUUCUGCAUGUUUAUGCAUUCAUAUUUCCUUGUUUUCAUCAGGAAUUAUUAUCUUUUGGACUCAGUUGUGUCGGUGUUACCUACUGAAGGAAUAAGAUUUCAUGUUCUAAUACAUUUCUGUAA